AAUUAACUUCCUUUUUUUAAAAAAAAAUUUUUAAUAAUUUUCUGUCUCCGCUUAUUUUACCAAUCAAUUUUUCCUACAAGAAUUAACAAGAUUUGUUAAAAUCGAUUUUCGAUUUAGUAAAGAAAGUACGUCUGUUAGUAUCAUAUUUCUACCAACAAUUGUAAAUAGAAUAGUGGUAUAUAAAUAGUAAAUAUGGUAGAAACUAGCAACGACUACUUGAACGCUAAUACAAUUGAACACUCUGCGGACGACACCUCCGUCCGCCCUAUUCCACCAGACUCACCUGCUUAUCCUUCCUCACUAGAUACAUCGGCACAAGAUAUUUCACUACCUGUCGACGUUCAACCACAAAUGAAUAUUCCAAGAGGCGCAUCUUUCGAGUCUUAUCAUGAUAAUCCGAGCAUUACUUCUCUUCAUUCAUCAACCCCACUUUUAUAUACUUCGUUUGAAGGUCCCGAUAUUCGUGAAGAUGAAGAGGAUAAGUGUGGUUUAGAAGACGAAGAUGAUGGAUGUCGUAUGGAUAGAACCUCUAAAAGAUAUGCUUCAAAAUUAUGGAUUGCUAUAGUAAUUUCUCUUUUAUUUUUUGUAAUUGAACUUAUCGGCGGUUUUAUUGCUGGAAGCUUGGCUUUGUUAAGUGAUUCUUUUCAUUUGCUAAGCGAUGUAGUUAGUUUCGCAAUUUCACUCUUAUCUAUAUAUCUUGCGCGAAGACCAGCUACGAAAUCACUUUCGUAUGGUUACCAUCGGGCAGAAAUUCUAGGUGCUCUUGUAUCAAUUUUCUUGAUUUGGGGCCUUACUGGCUAUCUAUGUUACGAAGCCUAUGACCGUAUACAACAUCCAAUAGAUGUAGAUGGAAAAACCAUGUGCUUCGUAGCCUCAAUAGGGGUUGCAGUAAAUAUUGUGUUGAUGCUUGUUUUAGGACAUGAUCAUGAUCAUGGUCAUGGUCAUGGUGGACAUAGUCAUAGUCAUGGGAGUGAUCAUGGAAAUAGUAGUGUUAAUGUUCGUGCAGCUUUGCUUCAUGUAUUGGGAGAUUUCUUGUCUUCCUUGGGAGUUUUAAUAUCAUCUAUAGUUAUUAUGUUGGAUGAUAGUAAGACUUGGGUCGAUCCAUUAUGUACAUUUUUUUUCUCAGCUCUUGUAAUGGCCACUACAUUUGGUAUAUUGAGAAGUGGUAUAAGAGUUUUGAUGGAAGCAACUCCGUCUCAUAUUGACGUACAUUCUGUAAGAAAAGAUUUAAAGGGAAUUGAAGGAGUAAAGAAUAUACAUGAAUUGCACAUCUGGGAUUUAACAGUUGGCCGAACAACUCUUACAUGCCAUUUGGUACUUAAUCCAUAUGAUCCAGAUGUUUCAGCAGAGCCAUUGGUUCCUGCAACAAUUUUAUCACAAGCCAGACGGAUUUUAAAACAAAAAUAUGAUAUAUCACAUGUUACAAUUCAAAUUGAUUCAUAAUGUUAUUAAAUUUAAAUAUAUAUAUAUAAUAUAUAA
Rhizophagus irregularis DAOM 181602=DAOM 197198 is the source of this 1479-nucleotide messenger RNA. RefSeq lists its product as uncharacterized. The record is from RefSeq and is a predicted model, not a curated record. Gene Ontology annotation, molecular function: zinc ion transmembrane transporter activity. Lineage: Eukaryota; Fungi; Glomeromycota; Glomeromycetes; Glomerales; Glomeraceae. Gene Ontology annotation, biological process: zinc ion transmembrane transport. Gene Ontology annotation, cellular component: plasma membrane.